Messenger RNA from Loa loa (African eye worm), 1102 nucleotides. RefSeq lists its product as hypothetical. Gene Ontology annotation, molecular function: oxidoreductase activity. The transcript is spliced from 6 exons. The coding region runs from base 29 to 1102 and encodes 357 amino acids. NCBI's taxonomy places the organism in Eukaryota, Metazoa, Nematoda, Chromadorea, Rhabditida, Onchocercidae. The record is from RefSeq and is a predicted model, not a curated record.
UUUCAGUGUUGAAACGAUACAAUUGAAAAUGUUACAAGUAUUACUUCUCAUUGCUGCACUUAUCUUCCUCUAUUAUGGGAUACGAAAUUUUUUGGAAACAAUUCAAAUAGCUAAUCUUAAUGCUAAAGCAGUUUUCAUUACUGGUUGUGAUUCAGGCUUUGGCUAUUUAUUGGCUAUUAAAUGUGCAGAAAAUGGCCUACCAACAUUUGCUGGAUGUUUAACUGAACAUGGAAUGCAAGCAAUUGAACAAAUAGCGAAGAAUACCAUUGGAAAGUUAAUUCCGGUACAAAUUGAUGUGACAAAUGAAGAAUCGGUUCAAAAUGCUGUCCGUUCUGUGGAAGAGAAUUUAAAUCCUAAAUUAAAAUUAUGGGCAUUAGUGAAUAAUGCUGGAUCAUUCGGAAUUUAUGGAUAUGAUGAUUGGUGUACGGUAGAGGAAUAUGCAAAAGAUUUGAAUGUGAAUACUCUUGGUGUUAUACGUGUUACACAUGCAUUUAUGCCUUUAUUAAAAGAAUCUCGUGGUCGAGUAAUAGCAAUAACCAGUGUUUGUGGUCGUUUAGCAUUAGCGGGAAUUGGCCCAUAUACUGUCUCAAAAUUUGCCACCGAAGCUUAUCUCAAUGUUUUACGUCAAGAAUUACGCGAAUUUGGCAUACAUUGUGCAGUUUUGGAACCUGGACGCUUUCGAACAGGUCUUAUGGAUAAGAAAGCAAUGAUUGAUCGUAUCAAUUAUUCAUGGAAUCGACUGGACAAUGCUCGAAAAGCGGAAUAUGGUGGUGAAGCAUUCAAGGAAUUAUAUUGUGAUCGUUCAUGUGAAUUUUUCUGCGAUGGUGCAUCAACAUCAUUGAAUUUGGUUGUUGAUUCGUAUUUUCAUGCUAUCACAAGUCAUUUUCCACGAUAUCGUUAUUAUAUUGGAAUGGAUUCGAUAUAUCUAAUAAUGAUAUUCAUUCCAAUUCAAAUACGUGAUUUUCUAGUGUGUGAUUUUUAUCGUAAUGUAAUUGGAUGGCCACCAAAAGUAUUCACAUCAACAUUUAAUCUUAUCAAUAAUUACUCUAUGUUAAAAGAUACAAUUAUUGAUUGGUGUGGGAAAAAAUUUCAAAGAAAUUAA